Molecule: messenger RNA, 2230 nt
Organism: Neogale vison (American mink)
Lineage: Eukaryota; Metazoa; Chordata; Mammalia; Carnivora; Mustelidae
Gene: DNASE1L1
Product: deoxyribonuclease 1 like 1
Exons: 8
Coding region: 342-1247 (301 amino acids)
Biological process (GO): DNA catabolic process
Cellular component (GO): nucleus
Molecular function (GO): DNA nuclease activity
Source: RefSeq, a predicted model, not a curated record
CCCAGGUGCCCCGAAAACCCUCUUAGCUUUUAACCCUUCCUUGGGUUGUGUUCAAGUUGGUGCACCCCAACUUGUAACUCUGGUUACAGAGGUGACAGAGAAAAGCAGGCAGACAGAAAUAGAGGGCUUACGUUGCUUAAAUGAGAAUGACACAGAUAGGAAUCAAACAAGGGGCUGAACCCAAAUGACAGGACAAAGUUUGAGUGCAUCUGAAACCAAGGUAAACCAAGAGACGCUCAAAAAGCAGGGGGCUUUAGCAGAAGCAGAACAGAGCCCAGCUGGAAGCGUGCCCUGGGACGGCCUGGAUUCCUCCAGAGGGUCCCGGCAACCCCCACACAGCCAUGCACUACCCAGCCAUGCUCCUGCUUCUCCUGCCUGGGGGCGCUGAGGCCUUUCGCAUCUGUGCCUUCAAUGGCCAGCGGCUGACGCUCUCCAAGGCGGCCAGAGAACAUGUGCUGGACACCUUCGUUCGGAUCCUGGCUCGCUGCGACAUCAUGGUGCUGCAGGAGGUAGUGGACGCUUCUGGCAGUGCUAUCUCUCUCCUGCUCCGAGAACUCAAUCGAUUGGAUGGCUCUGGGUUCUACAGCGUCUUGAGCAGCCCAUCGCUGGGGCGCAGCACCUACAUGGAGAAGUACGUGUACGUGUACCGGUCACACAAGACACAAGUGCUGGAUUCCUACGUGUAUGAGGACUCGGAUGAUCUCUUUGCCCGGGAGCCCUUUGUGGCCCAGUUCACUUUUCCCAGCAAGGUCCUUCCCAGCCUGGUGCUGGUCCCGCUGCACACCACUCCGAAGGCCGUGGAGAAGGAGCUGAACGCCCUGUACGACGUGUUUCUGGAUGUCUCCCAGCGCUGGCAGAGCCAGGACAUGAUCUUGCUCGGGGACUUCAACGCUGACUGUGCCUCACUGCCCAAAAAGCGCCUGGGGGAGCUGGUACUACGGACGCAGGCAGGCUUCCAGUGGGUGAUCGGCGACGAGGAGGACACCACCGUGCGGGCCAGCACCCGCUGCGCUUAUGACCGCGUGGUGCUGCACGGGGGGCGCUGUCAGAGUCUGCUGCGCUCCGCGGCUGCCUUUAACUUCCCCAGGAGCUUCGGCCUCACCGAGGAGGAGGCCCUCAACAUCAGCGACCACUACCCUGUGGAAGUAGAGCUGAACCGGGCGGCACCCGGGGUCCCGCCUCUUGGCCUGGCCGCCCUGUUGCUGCUGCUGCUGCUCCUGCUCCCCCGCCUGGGCCUGGUGGCCUGAAGCAGCCCUCAGCCUGCCGCCCGCAGAUGUGAGGACCGCGCUGCCUUGGGGACUGGGAUCCUGCUCACUCCCCCGUGUGUGCUCCCGAGAGACUCCUCCAUCUGAUCGUAGCCCCGCCCCACCACAAUGCAACCCUUGGCCUUCUGCCUUCUCUUCCGCUUGGCUUCUGUUCUUUGGUUGGGCCCCUGCCCGGCAUUAGAAUGUGGGAGGCGGCAGGCCCUGAGGCUAGACGCAUGCCACUCUGCCCCCAGCUAGUGUCAGGGAUGGGGACAGAGCAGGCUCCAGGGCUGGGGGAGGAGACGGGGGCUCAGGUGAUUUGCGCUCAACUGCAGGGCUCAGAGAAGGGAAUCACAAUAUGUUGGAAGAUUUUAUUAGAUAACCAAAAGGAAACACCGCUGCGAACAAAAAGCUAAAUUGCGGGGCUAUUACAUAGUCGAGCAGAUGUGCCAAGGGGCCGUUUUUAUUACACGCAGGAUCCCUAUCAGUAUUAAAAUUGCGGCAGACACAGGGGAUCUAUAAGAAGUUUACACACACACACGCGCACAGUAACUAGCAAACAAAGUAUUUACAAUCGUUGACUCCAAUAAAAACAGUUGCAAACAGCCCUGCUGUCUGCUGUCAAGCCCAAGUUCACAACCACGGUGCAGCCCAACCUCACCCCACCCGGAGUACAGUCAGUCACGCUGGCUGCGUGCCCACAAGGCAAGGCUCGGGCUGGUAACCAAGGCUAAGGGGCAAACAGAUGAGAGGCCCCGCCCAUGAGGACCUAGGUGCUCGUGCAGGUGAAGGGACUACCAGAUACUUCACAAAAUGUUAACAAUGAUCCUUGUUUUGGGUGUUGGUAUCAUAGAACCCUUCCUUCCCCAGCUUUAUUUUCCAGAGCUCAGUAAAUACAGGUAGGAGGACAUCAGGGCCAUUUAAACACAAAUAUUUAUGGUUGAGAACCAUCUCAAGGUCAAGAAUAAAGGGAAUUUUCAACCUUA